Messenger RNA from Xyrauchen texanus (razorback sucker), 2182 nucleotides. Its product is annotated as transcription factor Sp1-like. Gene Ontology annotation, cellular component: nucleus. The record is from RefSeq and is a predicted model, not a curated record. NCBI's taxonomy places the organism in Eukaryota, Metazoa, Chordata, Actinopteri, Cypriniformes, Catostomidae. The transcript has 8 exons. The coding region runs from base 138 to 1928 and encodes 596 amino acids.
UGCUGAACCAUGUUAAUCCCGGACAAACGAUUCCUAUUCACACAAUGUUUUAAUUGUUUUUUUUAAUAACAGAAAUUGCAUCCACCAAAACAUUGAUCGUUUAUUGAAACGCGGUGCAGGAAGCUGAAACGUUAACCAUGUCAAAUCGCAUCGCUUUCCAGACGCAGUUAGCUUCCAUUAUGGAGGUGCUGGCCAAUGCAGCGGUGGCUGAGAUAUGUAAACUCGUAGACGACGACUAUGCGGUUAUUAACUUACAAAUGACUCAAUGUCAGCGUGAAAACAAAGCCCUGAAGAGAAAACUACACAUACUGGAGCUGAAGAUGGCCCGGGGGUUUGCGGAGAGGAGGAUCAGUUCACUUAAUCGCGCUAACAGGGUUCAAGUGAGCGCCGCUUUGUCAGACAAAUACAGGAACCAAACUAACGAUGCCUUGUAUGGAACUAAUUUUAACAGAGGAUUAUGGAGGGGUGGAGGGACAGACUCGACUACACAGCAGCAGACUGUAAAAGAGAAGAACAGUAUGGCAGGAGGGGAUGCAGAAAUAUCUGAAGUUGACACAGUACUGAUAAAGGAUGAGAUGUUUGAGGAGGACCAAACAGAGCAGAGACUAUUUGUCAGAGAUGAUGGGUUAACAGAAACUUCAUUACAGACUGAAGCGGCAGAUUUUGGUGAUGUUCAGAUGCUGAAAGAUGAUGAUCAGGUCCCCAGGAUGCAGCAACAGACUUUGGAGCAGCAAAGAGAGGUGGAAAAUGGAGAACCAGAAACAAUAGUGAUAAAGGAUGAUCUGAACAACCCAUGGGAAGAAAGCAAGUCACAAAGAGCCAUAAUUGUGCAAGAUGAAGAGUCAAAUUCAGGCAUUUGUAAUGGCAGACAUUCUACCUCACCAGCCAAAAGGACAGUUGCAUUUGGAACAGAAAAGCCAGUAGAGUUGGAUUUUUCCCAUUUGAGGGAAAAUGGAUUGGAUAGGAGCCAGAAGACAGACAUCUCUCCAUCCACUGGACUACAAAUGAACAUACAGGGUGCUGUGGAAUCCAGUCCAAAUAGUUUGCAACAGUACCAGUACCACAAGUCUGCUGUUCGACCUAGCAAGGGCCUAACAACAGGAGAAACAGCAGCUCACACAAUCUCGGGGAACAAGGGAGCUGUGAAAAGCAGUACCUAUCUCACAAACCAGCUUGUAAUUAGCAAAGCAAGGACAUCCACUGAUACAUCAGAAACAGACUGCUCGUUGUAUGAGAGACCCGCAGAGCAUAGAAGUCGCUUUACAUGUUGGACCUCCUCUGUGCAACCAUCCUGCUCAUUUACCACAGAGCCCUACCAGGAUCAAGACUGUUUGCUGGUGGAAUCGGAGUCUGUAUCAUCAGUCAGAGGCUCAAAAAGUGGACUAAAUGCUCCAUCAACUACCCGAGCACAUGCUGUUAGAAGCUCAAAUCCAGCAGAGGGGCCCAUCGGGGAAGAGGAAGGAUGGAGUCAAGCCGUCAUUUUGAGGCAAGGACAAACUGAAUCAUCAGGCCACAUUAGUAGGCCAGAUGGAAUUCAGACAGAAAAUGCAUGUGGGACAAAUGCCUCACAUUUCACUGUGAUUCCUCAAAUGAUUACCAGCUUAACUCAGCCUGGGGCUUCUCUUGCCGGGCUCCAGCUCCCAGAUCACAUGGAGAAAUGUAAAAAGAAAAGCUACGUUUGUAGGUACUGUGGAAAGGCCUUCCCCGGGAUGUCCAAUCUUGUGGCCCACCAGCGAGUGCACACUGGGGAGAGGCCUUUUAAGUGUAAUACUUGUGGAAAGUUGUUCACAGAAGCAGGUAACCUGAAGAAACAUCAAAGAGUUCACACAGGAGAAAAGCCCUUCAUAUGUAGCCGUUGUGGGAAACGAUUCGCCUGGAUCUGCAACCUCAAGACGCAUCAGCAGUCAGCCUCCUGCGGAGGUGUCUGAAGACACAUUUAAUUGAACAUAUAGACAAUGGACGGGUUCCAAAUUAUGCCUUCUUACAAACACAGUGGUCUUCAAAGUUGAUUUUGAAAUACUGUUGUAUAAUGAUAAGUGGCAAAUAAUUAUAAUAGCUGAUUUUACACUAGAGAGCAAAAAGUAGAUAGAAAAUAUAAAAGAAAAAUGUAACAGUACAGUUGUCCAUGAAUUGUAAUAUUAACAAUGAACAGCAGGUGCUGCACAAGCACAAAUAAACGGAA